Messenger RNA from Periconia digitata, 2421 nucleotides. Lineage: Eukaryota; Fungi; Ascomycota; Dothideomycetes; Pleosporales; Periconiaceae. The record is from the annotation of a GenBank genome assembly.
AUGUGGCUAACCAACGUUCCCGCGUCUACUACAGAUCAUCAGCGCCCACCAACUCAUUCCACCAGCGCGCCCGCCAUGGAGCCCAAAAUUAUCGACAUAACGGAAAAGUUUACAGCAGCAUGCAAUGGUCUUGAUGUUGGACAGCUGGUCAAGGAUGCGGUGUUUACGCUUUAUGAAUCGAUCGGGGCUGUCGAGAUCAUGGACCCCAAAAUGGACAGCGGGUUUCUCCAACCUGGCGAGAGUCUUGAAGACGAUUACGACCCCUUGACCCGGAUCAGUCCCGAGGAGCUCAUCGGCAUCAUGGACCAGCUACUCUGCUAUGAAAUGGCAUGGCACACUGGCUACCCUCUUUCCCAAACUCUAUUCACUUCCAUUCACAUCGAUCGGCUGCUUUGGCCCGAAGCAAAGGUUUUGGAGCAAGCCCAGUUUUACCGUGGAGAAGUAGAAGAGAGCAGAAGACCCGAUCUGCUGCUCGAAGCACUGAGAGCCUACUGUCUAGCGGUCGUGAAGAGCUGCGACUAUGUCAUUGCGAAAAUUACUUCCCGUGACUACUUCGAAGAAGAGGAUUUUUGCUCUCAGACUUACAAUCGUGUACUCUUCGUGCAGAUUCCGACCGAUGUCUUCGCGCGAGAACUAGAUGCUGUUAUUGAGGCUGUAGAAGAGAGUACUGAAAUCGACAAGACCCUUCAAUCAGCCAUCAUUCUCAGAUUAAAUGUACGCAAAACUUUGCUCUUGGCGUUGGACAUCGACCUUCCCCUUCCUUAUCUAGCCAUGUACUGGUUACCGAUCUUGAAUUCUCUCACGACGAUUGAGGAAACGCAUCUGCUAGGGAAGCCCGUACCCAGCGCAUUCAGCACAAAAAUCCAACGCCGCCUUGCGUCUACAGUUCCCCCACGUCCAAUCGCAGAAGUAGCGUUCAAAGAUGCUAUGAAGACAUUCAGGCAGCUCUGCACAGACUGUCAGGAGGCCACUCGCUUCAUCCAAAUCCCUAAGGAUCCUAUUGAAUACCAGUCAUUCUUGUGGACGUUUGCGACCAGGAACCCACCGCCGUUGCCAUAUUCUCGGUCUUAUCUAGGCACAAUCGCUUUUAGUCCCGAAAUAUUACAAUCCAAUGUCCCCCUCACCUUGAUAGAUAUCGAAUCUUUUGUGUUCAAGUCAGAAUCAAAGGUACUGGAUCCAUCGCACCGAGCACUAUCACCUCCUCUCAACCCACGCCUUCCAUACCCAUUGGGCCUCCAAUUAGUCAAUGUUAUCGACACAUUCUUGGACAGGGUAAACCCUGCAUACACGGAGCUCUGGAUUACGCUGUGUCAAAAUAGAUGUCGAAUAAGACGCAUGUUGAUACACGUAAUUGCUGCAUGGGACAUAUUACAGAAAGAAGCCGAGACUGCAGACGCAGAGCUUGCAACCAUAUGCCAGGCGAUGGGCAUCGCCCACGAGCUCAUGGACAAGCCGCUGACUACAUGGGUGUACAUCAGGAAACUAUGGAUGCUAGAGAAGGUUAUCUUGCUAGGCUUCGACCAAACGAUCUACAGACUGGACGAGAUGAGUUUCAUGUACUACUUCCUCUACAUGGUUGCUGAGCAGCGGGCCAGAUUGCUAGCCCAAUGCAAACAACAUGUCAUCGGUACUCCUCCGCCUUCGCCGCAAAGAUCCCAAUCACCGGCCUUAUCACUACCACUACGCCCAACGCCCUCCCAACCAUCAAGCCAAUCUCCAACGCAACCAGUCUCCGAAGAAGAUUCAACCCUCUCCGUCAUCAACUUUCCCCCAACAUCCGUACCACCGCCAAACUUCACCGCCUCUAUUAUAGACUCCACAUCCCACAUCGAACUAGAUGAUAGCGAAAACGCCGCGUUCUUGAGGAACUCGCACAGAAUAGCGACAGGUACUCUUGCCCUCGCAGCCGCUCUCUCCCGUCUCUACACCAUACUCCUAUAUCUUCGCGGCCCGAACAAAAUCUCACCCCUAAGCACCUCGUAUCUCCGCUAUGAAGCACGAAUGAAACCCUUCCACGCUCUUUCCUCACCACCAACCUCGUCUCCUUCGGUAUUCGAGAACUCACAGAAUUUGGCGGGAGGUGUUUCUUUAUUGCAGAAGGCGCAGGGCCUGGGCAAUGAUGUGUGGACGGAAAUGCAAGAUGCAACAAUGGUAGCUAUGCAACGUUUAAAUGACGCAACAGAAGAAGCAGCGAAAGGAAGUAAAGCUGAAGGUGUGAAGGAUGCUUGGGAUGCAGAGAUGAAAGGGCUUACUGAGACAUGCAUGAUUUUUGAUGAGAUUGCUGCGGAGAUGCGAGGGAGGCUUUAUGGGGAGGAGUCUGGCGAAGGGGUGAAGGGGAUCAAGGUUCUGAUAGAAAAGGAGGAUGGAAAGGAUUACGAUUGUUUGGGGUGGAUUACGCCGGGAUUGAAGUGGGAGAUGUGA